AUGUCUUCCAAACUGACGACGCCAACCGGGCUUGACCCCUCUGUCCUCAACGACAUCAAUGGCCAUAUAUUUCCCGACAUUCAAGAUUUUUACGAAAGUUUCUUCGCAAAUCGACCGUGGACCUCCAUAGCAGAAGAAUUCGUUCAAAAGCUGCCGCACUUCCAGAAGCAAAUCGACUUCCGUUUGCAAACAAACAUUGUUACCUGGCUGACGGAUCUCCAAGCAUCACUCGCGGAGCGAACAACACUUUACUGCUCGUGGCAUGAGCAUACCACGGAAAGUUCACCCACAUCUGAUCAGAUAUUAGUUCUUGCGGACUCAGCAAGUCUCAAAACUGAGGUCAAAUGGGACGAUCUCGCGGUCUUGGGGCUGUUUUCCCAGGGAAGUCGUUGGGAAGGCAUCCUGCAACUCUGUGCCUACGCAAGAUCAGUGUUCUCUAGCCAGCCAAGUCGCGCGUUCCUUCACAGCUUCCUGGUUAGAGGGGAGGAAGCAGAACUUUGGCAGUCUGAUCGAUCUGGGAUCUAUGGAUCCACACGACUCACAGUGACGGAUACGAAUGAUCAGUACCUCUCAGCCAUCGUCGGAUACAUGUUGAUGGACAGCAGCGAGUGGGGAAUGUCCUCGUUGGUUCAUAGAAAUGAACAAGACGAAUGUGCUAGCUUUUCAUACAAGCAUGGCACAGAAGUUGUGACAAAUACUUACAUUCUAGGUGCUAAGAUCUUCGAGCGGGGAUCCGGACACCUGGUCAGUGAUGGUCUCACCGUCUAUAGAGCAAGGCGGGUUGACAGCCCAGGUUGGAACUAUGCGAUCAAGUUCAAAUGGUCAAAACCUUCCGAACGCCAUGAGUUGACAAUGCUCAACUUGCUCAAGGAGAGAAACGUGUGGGGGGUGAUUCGUCUAGACGCACACCAUGACGGCGUCAACACCGAGAUGCUGCACGACGGUCUCACCCUGAACAACUCCAUAAAUCUACAAGCGGAAGGCGAUGGCUCUUAUGUCGAGAUCAAGGAAUACGUGACAGAGUCCUCCGGCGAAAAUAUCCGGGAUGAACCUAAAACACUCAUUUGUACCGUUGUUACACCUGAAGGCCGGUCACUCCACAAGUACGAAUCGAUUCUGGAGGUCCUGUACGCCCUACGCGAUGCGGCCAAAGCCCAUCGAUCACUCUAUCAGAAAGGCCGAAUCCUACACCGAGACAUCAAUCCCUCUAACAUCAUCAUCCCCUCCUGCGAACCGAACAGAGACGCGGCCGACACUGCCAAAGGCGUACUGAUCGAUUUCGACAUGGCGAAAGAGAUUUCGGAGCCACAACAGCCUCACCAAGCUGUCGGAACUUACAUAUUUCAGGCCAUUGGGGUGUUACAGGCCUAUCUCCCAGACAAUCCACACACCUAUCGCCAUGAUCUUGAGUCAUUCUUCUACACCUUUCUGUUCCUCGCGGUCACCAAGCGCCCCGUUCCGGAAGGAGAAAAUCAGCUACAGCUUCCCACUUCGAGCGUGCUGCGGGAGUGGACCAAAGGGAGACUUUUUGACAAGGCCAAUCGUAAAAUUCAAGAUAUGGAGUCAGCAAAAGAAUUCAGCCGACGGAUCGUCGCGGAGUUCACGCCCGAUUUCCAGGGGCUUGGGGCACUGGCAGAGAAGCUCAGGGCGAUUUUGUUUCCGGUCAAGGAAGACGGCGUGAUUUGGACAAGAACCGACAUGACUGACCAGGGGACAAAUGCUCUGUACGAUGCAGUUAUUGGUGCGUUCGAAGACGCAGCCUUGGAACCUGCGAGACUGUAG
Diaporthe amygdali is the source of this 1782-nucleotide messenger RNA. RefSeq lists its product as uncharacterized. Gene Ontology annotation, biological process: protein phosphorylation. The coding region runs from base 1 to 1782 and encodes 593 amino acids. The record is from RefSeq and is a predicted model, not a curated record. The transcript has a single exon. Lineage: Eukaryota; Fungi; Ascomycota; Sordariomycetes; Diaporthales; Diaporthaceae. Gene Ontology annotation, molecular function: ATP binding; protein kinase activity.